AUGGCAAACGGUGAUGAUCCCUUCUCAAUGUCUGCACUACUCGCUUCUUUACAACAUCCACCUUUCACCUCCGCAACACUACCCAUCACUCCACCGCUUCCCCCUCCUCCUACUCCACGUGGCAUCCUCUUCGCCAUUCCUCCUCCAAGAUACGACGUCGUCGAUCAACCUCCAAACUCAUUCAUUCCCGGCGGACUCUUAACUCCUCAGUACCCGGAGUCUCCUAUGCACUCGAUGUUCGACCUCAUGACUGACAGCAAAGGAGAAGUCAACAUGGGUAGGUUCAAAGAGAUGAUCUCAAGAUUGUCCAAAAGAGAGUUUCAAGAAGUGGCGUCUCUGCUGACGUCAGACCCCGACUACUUCUUGGCGAUCGCAAGAAACAAGAACGGCUCCUACCGGCUACAGAGCCUCAUCGGAAAAUCACACGACGCUGACAACUUAUUCUUCGCCGCGAUCUUGCGCAGGUUCCUCCACGUCAUGACCGAUAGGUAUGCGUGCCACGUGGCGACGCGGGGGAUGCGAGUUUUCGACGACGAGAAGAAAGAGUUGAUGUACGAGCACAUGAUUCUCCCACACGCGCUUCGACUGGCGUGUGACAAACACGGAUGCAUCGCCCUCAACGAGAUCAUAACCGACUCUGACCAUCCUUUCUACAGAAGCCAGCUCUUGGAUAUAGUCGCGGACAACGCUCUCUUCCUAUGCAACGAUGCGUCAGGGAACUAUGUGGUCCAACGCGUGCUUACGCUGAAUGACUUGCGUUGCACGCAUAACAUUGCGGUUAGUCUUGUUGGCCGUUUCGUUGAGCUAUCGUCUAACAAGUGUGGAAGUUACGUCGUGGAGAGGCUUUUGGAGACGGAGGAGUCGAUGGUUCUUGUGGUGGAAGAGCUUUUGGAGUGUGAUGGAGGUAGGUUGCUGCGGCUGGCGAGGAAUGAGUUUGGGAGUUUCGUGGUGGUCAAGGCACUGAGAGUCACGCAGGAGGAGAAUAUGUUUGGGGGUUAUCUGUUUUGGGGUUUGGUGGAUAAGCUCAUGCCUUUUGUCCAUCUGUUGCGUAGGUCUUGUGGAAGCACUAGUGUUGCAGCAAUCAUUGAGUCGGUUUCUGUGGCAAACUAG
Messenger RNA from Eruca vesicaria subsp. sativa (arugula), 1110 nucleotides. The record is from the annotation of a GenBank genome assembly. Lineage: Eukaryota; Viridiplantae; Streptophyta; Magnoliopsida; Brassicales; Brassicaceae.